Messenger RNA from Brassica napus (rape), 3268 nucleotides. RefSeq names its product LEAF RUST 10 DISEASE-RESISTANCE LOCUS RECEPTOR-LIKE PROTEIN KINASE-like 1.4. The transcript has 6 exons. Lineage: Eukaryota; Viridiplantae; Streptophyta; Magnoliopsida; Brassicales; Brassicaceae. Gene Ontology annotation, molecular function: polysaccharide binding; protein kinase activity; ATP binding. The record is from RefSeq and is a predicted model, not a curated record. Bases 997 to 3078 code for a protein of 693 amino acids. Gene Ontology annotation, biological process: protein phosphorylation.
UCCCAAAAGGAAGUUGAACUCCAUACUUAUCUUACUACUAUUAGUUUGCCUCUUCCUGUUGAUGUGAAUGAUGAUUAUGAAUGGAUAGCUGGUGAUUCUCCGUUACAUUCUUUCAGGUCGUCAACCACAUGGGAGGUGCUGCGGCCGCGGGAAGAGCUUAAAGAUUGGGUAGAUGUCGUUUGGUUCAAAGGAGGAAUCCCAAAGCACGCAUUCACCAUGUGGGUAGCUAACUAUGACAGGCUACCCACCCGUUCUCGACUUGCAGCGUGGGGGAUUUCAAUCUCGCCUGCAUGUCCUUUCUGCUCAGGAUAUGACGAAACUAGAGACCACUUAAUGCUGUCCUGCGUUUACAGUAUUGAUGUUUGGCGAGAAGUGCUUCUCAGAUGUCAGCCACCGCCAACAAUGUUUACCACAUGGUCUGAACUCCUCUCCUGGAUCCGGUCCUCACCUUCAAACAGGCUAACCCUCUUGAGGAAACUAGCGGUUCAAACAGUCAUUUUCACCCUAUGGAAACAAAGGAAUAACUUAGUCCACAAUCAAACAUCGAUCCCUGCUGCUACCGUGUUCCAUAGUGUUGACAAACAGCUGAGAAAUAUCAUCUCAGCAAGGAGGAAAAGAAAAUCUUUCAAAGCCCUCAUGGCGAUGUGGCUGCGAUAGGUUUCUUUUGGUUUUAUAAGUGAUCCAUCUUAUUUUUAUUUCUUUUUGCCAAGAUGGCUCAGACAUAAGAUAUUACUUUGUAAAAUCUUUUUUCAUCUAUAUGAUAUUUACAGUUUAGCAAAAAAGUCGUUGAUGUUGAGGUUUAUGCAAAAAACCCAACUUUUUAGUUUCGUCGGUGGGAACUUGAUUUAAAUUUCAUAAACAACAAGGGAAAACUGCCAAGAAGCAAAGGAAAAAAAGAAAAAGAAAAUCGUUUAAAUCUGUUCCGAGCGUUUUCCUCCUCCUUCACAAUUUUCCUAUUGAGUGACCUUCAAGGCAAGAAAACAGAGGGAGAACACAAUGACCAGUUUGUUUCCAUCAACGAAAAGUCAUAUCUCCUAUAGAAUUAUAUGGAUGAUCUUUGUGAUCCCUUCUUGUGUUUACUCGGCUAGUGAGGAGCUUCACAGACUCUGCAGUGCCCCGUUUAGCUGCGGUAAUCAAGAAGGUCUUUUUUACCCUUUCUGGAUAUCUGGUAGAGAAGCAUGUGGCCACCCCGAGUUCAAACUCAACUGUAGCGGAGGAUUUGCGGAGUUUACCAUCUCCUCUGCAAAGUUCAUAAUCUUAGAGGCAAACUCUACCUCUCGUGUCGUAAGACUCGCUAGAUCGGAUUAUACAGGCGAUCUCUGUCCACCAUACCCGCUAAACUCGCCGUUGUUCAACGAAUACGUCCUUCCAUUCGCUACUGGCACCGAGAUGAUGACGAUAUACUACGGAUGCCCCGAGGUUACGCAAACUGAUUCUACUUACCUUGGUGACCUCGAUUGUGAAGAUGACGAUGAUGAUGAUGAGAAAAGUUACUAUGUGUCGAGAAACCGAUCGUCUCUUGCACUUGGUGAGAUUUGCAAACGUCACGUCAGCAUUCCCGCAGAUGGAACGUCUCUGAACACACUGCAAAGCGUUCCAACUCUAGGUAGUCUAAAGAAGGUUAUCGUAGAGGGUUUCAAGCUUGGAGCUAACGGAGAAUGUUUGACGUGCGAAAAUUCUAAGGGUGCUUGUGGAUAUAAUCAGAGCUCUAAUGGAUUUAUUUGUUAUUGUAUUGACGGGCAUCAAAAUGUUACUUGUGGUUCUACAAACUGGGAUACAGGCCUCUCUACUGGAGCAACAAAAGCAGGCCUCUCAACAGGAAAGAAAGCAGGAAUCGGAACUGCUUUAGGGUUGGUGGGAAUCAUUCUUAUAGCCGGAGGUUUGUUCUGUACGUUCAAAUGGAGAAAGAAAGCACAGGCAGCUCAAUACAUUAGAAAAGACUUGGUCAUCACGUCUUCGAGUAAGGAAGCAUCAAACAAUCCAACUUCCACAACAGUUUCAUACACCGAUCUCCCUCUUCUCCCCUCAGUGUCUAGCACUGCAAACAGAAGCGUCUUCUUUGGAGUUCAAGUCUUCAGCUACGAAGAACUUGAGGAAGCCACUCAAAAUUUCUCUAGAGAACUCGGAGAUGGCGGAUUCGGUACAGUCUACUACGGCGUGCUGAAGGAUGGACGAGCUGUAGCAGUGAAACGACUAUACGAAAGAUCGCUAAAACACGUUGAACAGUUCAAGAACGAGGUCGAGAUCUUGAAAUCGUUGAAGCAUCCGAAUCUUGUGAUUCUAUACGGAUGCACAUCGAGACAUAGCAAAGAGCUUUUACUUGUCUACGAGUAUAUCUCAAACGGAACCCUCGCAGAUCAUCUCCACGGAGAUCGUGCUAUAUCUCGUCCUCUUUGCUGGUCAGUUCGUCUAAACGUUGCGAUCGAAACCGCAAGCGGUUUAGCAUUUCUCCACGCAUCCGGGAUCAUACAUAGGGAUGUGAAGACAACAAACAUUCUCCUGGACGAGAACUACACGGUGAGAGUAGCCGACUUCGGUCUCUCACGGUUGUUUCCAAUGGAUCAAACUCACGUCUCCACCGCGCCGCAAGGUACUCCGGGCUAUGUAGACCCGGAGUACUUCCAAUGUUACCGUCUAAACGAGAAAAGCGACGUUUACAGCUUCGGGGUCGUGCUAAUAGAACUCAUCUCUUCCAAAGAAGCUGUAGACAUCACCAGGAAAAGCCACGACGUCAACCUAGCCAAAAUGGCUGUUGCCAAAAUCCAGAACAACGCGUUGCACGAGCUCGUUGAUCCGAGCCUGGGAUUCGAGAAGGAUCCAGAGGUGAGGAGGAAGAUGAUGUCGGUGGCUGAGCUUGCGUUUCGAUGUUUGCAGCACGAGAGGGAAAUGAGGCCGACGAUGGAUGAGAUCCUGAAGAUCUUGCGAGGGAUUGAGGAGCAGAUCGGCCAGGAUGUGGUGGAUAUUGGCGGGGAUGAUGUUGGAUUGCUCAGACUUAGUGUUCCUCCGCCGAUAUCACCUGAAACUGAUACGUGGACGAGCAAGAGCAGUUCAGAGGAUAUGGAGGCUAUUCCUUUUUGACAAGUUAUUAUUAUUUAGGGCUUGUAAAAGUGAGUUUUUAAUUUAUAAUUUCAUGUAAGAUCUUUUAUCUAUGUUAUAUACGUCUAUACUCCUACUAUCGUAGGUCUUAUUUUUCAUGUAUGUGCAAUGUAAGAAAAAACAACAUAUAAUAUAUGUAAUUGGUAAUGCUGAUUCAGUUAAAGUUCGGAUA